UUUGUUACGUACUUUGCUCCCAUGUUGCUAAAAGUGGUGUUAGCUUUGGUAGCUGCAAGUGGCAGCGAUUGCUCCUGAGAGCCCAGGGAGCGUGCGAGGGGCUCACGCGUGUGUGCAAGGUGCUCGUGUGCAAGGUGCUGGCCGGUGGCAGCCAUCGCUGUUCCGCUCCCUGUUGCCCAUUCUCGUGGGUUUGAGGCCGAUCCCGUUGCCAUGGCAGCCCCCAAGCUGCCACGUCCCCAUCCCGUCACCCCCACAGCCCCGCACCGUGACCCCCCGGCACCUCCCGGGGUCUCGCAGCGGGACCGAAGCGGGGGCUGCGCAAAAUGACUUUUGAAUAGAGCAGGUUCCCUGCUCGGGCUGAGUCUGGGAAGUCGUAAUCUUAAUAUGAACAUCUUUAAAUAUCCUUACUAAUGGGCUCAUCCUUUAAUUUCCUGAAGCAAUGACAGUUUCAACAGACCCUAUAUCACGGCUAAGAUGGGAUCUGUCACCGAAUGGCUGAAUUAUAUUUCAUUCUUUAUUUUUAUCAGCUCCACUGACUUAUUUAUUACAUUUAGAGCCUCGGCCAGCUUUUGUCUGGCCUGCACUUUGCUGCUGCUCGUAGAGGAAAAAGCAAUAGUUUAUAAAGCCAUUUUCACAGUGUCCCCAUAAUUUUAGGCCAUGUCUGAGGCUUCAUUUUGAAUGAAACUGUGUAGAUAAACUGUUAUUCACGGUGAUGCCUGUGAAGUCCUUGGCAGCCCCCAGAGAACGCUGCCUGCUUAUAAAGGGCUUUCCCUCCGAUUUCUUUUUGAAGAACAAAGGGCGAUUUUCCCAUCUCCGCAGCAGCCCACGCGGCAGAUGCCGCUCAGGGCCUUAUCUUGCAGCUUUUGGUUUUGCUGAAAAUGUAAUAAAACCCCAAGCUGUGUGUGGCUGGAGCGGAGCCCCGGACUCGCUGCCCGGCCAGGAGCGGGUGGGUUUGCGGAAGUGGCUGUUCGGGGUCGUCCGGGGGGUGCGGAGGUGCCACGGCGCCCGGCUCGUCCCCGCGCUGCUCCCGGAGCCGGAUGAUCCCAGCCAGGCCUCGAGCAGCUGGGUGUCCUCAGCUCGGGGGUUCUCGAGCCAACGGAGCGUUUGUCCGUGUGGCCCUGGCCACGUUCCCGUGCUGCUGCGGGGUCGCGCUGUCCCCGCGAGCGAUGAGCAUCUUGUGGCGCCGGGACGGCUUGUGCCGUCUGCGAGCGCCGGGCAGCUGGGGCAGCGCGGCAUGGGACGGGCUGCCCGAAAAUGCCCGUGGCCUCCAUGAAGAUGCUGUUUUGGGGACAGGGAGUUUUCCAGGCAGCAGGGGAGAGCAGGAAGGAGCCGGGGGAGCAGAGGCGAAGCACACGAGCAGCUCCAAGAGCUUCUCCCGAGCCCCAGCAAGUGCCAAAGUUAAUACGUUUAAUGUAUUUUGUGCGCGCCAUGCCAGCCAUUAGAAAUGUGCUUGUUCUGUCAUUGCUCUGAGGCGGCCGCGGCAAAGCAUUUGUCCUCUGAUUGCAUGGGGAAAAAUUAGAGUGCCCUGAGCUGAAAUGGUCAGCCAAAAAUAACAUACAGCUUCAUCCUUGGGAGGAAAUUGGGCAUUGAUUGGAGGACAGAAGUUCGGCGCAAUACUUAAAGCAAUGUGACAUUCCCAUGCGUUAGGGCAGUGUGCAAGGUAGGCGGAAUUCGGGCCAUAAAUCACCGGUCCCUGGCCGUGCUCCUCGCAGGGCUUUGCCCGCGGUGGGACCGAGCGGCUCUGGCCUCCCGUGUCCCGGUCCCCGCUCGGCGCGUCAGCCCCGGCCUGUGCCGAGGUCACCGCGAGGAGCGGCUGUAAAACCUGGAGCGGGGAGAUGAUGGGAAAGCUGGUACAGUCAUUGUCACACCCUGAUUGAGCAGUCGUGGGGGAGGCGAUGGAGCCAAUUAGCUUUGGCGUGAACGCCAGCCCCACGGAUCUCUGCCCGCUCGGCGGCAGGUGGGUGGGACGAGGCAGACGCGGGAGCUGCCGACGUCUGUAGGUGUGUGGGGUUUGCAUCAGCAGGGCGCUUCCAAGGCUUUUCAUAUUAUUAACAACCUCCUUAGCGAGCGUUCGUAUUCCUUCAGUUCCUAUGCCAAGGGAUAUUAAAAGGGAAAAGAAAGGCAAUUUCUGGCUUAGGUAAUUAUGAGAUUGCUUCUGUUGCUGCUGACACAACGGUGGGAGUGUCUGAGCUCCAUUGCUUCCCGGAGGAAGGCUGAGCACAGACCAGGGGAGGAGCUGUGCCGGGGGUCCCGCUGGCGCGGGCUGUGCCAAGGGGUCCCCCAGCACAGCGGUGCCCGGGCCAGGAUGCUCUUCCUGGGGGAGAAGCCGCCCGGUCCCUUCAGCCGGAGGCGCUUUCCCCAUCACAGCCUGUGCAAACCAUGAGGCAUUCCUCUCAGCCCUAUGAAUAUUUAAAGUCACUUGCAGAAUCUCAAGGGCUCCCUAUCUGCCCUUCUUAGGGACAGUAAUGAUCUCUGAAUAUGAAAUAAGGAAUGAUUAUAACACAUGCAUCCCUUUAAUAAUGAGUCGAAUCAUUCCUGUGCUUGGUGGCAGAAGUUCUCUGGAAGUUUUCCGUCCUCCGUGAGCCGAAGUGAUUUCCCUGCUCCCGCUGCCUCGCCGGGCGCUCUCCACCCCUGCUCCGCUCCGUCCAUCGACAGGAACAGCGUCCAGUUCCUCUCCCUGUGUUAUUCUGGGCUGUGCUAAAAGGCGUUGAGAGGUCUCUUGGUUUUCACUGAAUUGAUUUUACUGUGGUUUUAAUUGGCAAAAGGGGGAUCAAGCUCCAGCUCUCGGGUAAUAAGGGCAUUGUCUGUAGCUUAUUUAUGUUUUCCCAUUUAAAGUGCAUUGGCUUUUAUCUCAUUGCGUUUUCCUCCUUCACAUAACUCACUCGUAAUUACCUGUUCUCACACGAAUUGAAUGCUUCCACUUUAUCAGCUGGGUUUUUAAAAGGCUGCUAAUAGCAGAGAUGCCAGAGGGUGAUGGGAGUCGUGGUCCGAGGGGACGUCAUCAGGUCCCCAGCUCUUGUGGUCGAGGGGACAUUGUCAGGUCCCCAGUUCACAUGGUCAAUGGGACAUCAUCGGGUCCCCAGCUCUCAUGGUCUAAGGGGACAUCGUUAGGUCCCCAGCUCUUGUGGUCCGAGGGGACACUGUCAGGUCCCUGGUUCACAUGGUCAAUGGGACAUCGUCAGGUCCCCAGCUCACGACACGAACUGCCGGCAGCAGCUGUGGAGCCGCCAGGAAAGGCUCAGAGCUCCUAUUUCAGAGCAAACUUCCCAACUCCAGCAGUAACUUGAGGAAUCCCCAGGCACGUCCAAAGACGUAGAGCCAAGAGCUCCAUUCCCUAAGCUUAUAUAUAUAUAUAUAUAUAUAUAUAUAUGUAUAUAUAUUUAGACAAAGGAGAAGAAAGGAGCUUAUGACUAAACAUCACCAUGGCCUGAAGAGCAUGGCGGUAUUUUAGACUGCUGCCUGCUAUCUUUGGACUCUGACUCUCUGAUGAGUAACAAAAUAUUUGCUUUUUUUUCCCUUUAUGGGUCUGCCAUUUCGCUGGCACAAUCCUGUCCUAUUGACCUGAAGAACCUCAAUUUCAAAGCUAUUAAAACCUAAUUUUCUAUACCAGGCUCCUGAGACAGGCACUAACUUCAUAGAAUAAUUCAUUUCUUCCCUCUAAAAAAAGAGAAAGAAGAACCGAGAGGGAGGCGCUGGAGCGGCUGUUUGCGGCGUCUGCUGCUGGCACUGUCGUGUCCUUCCCGGAGAGCGGCAGGGACGCGCUCGGGUAAUCGCCCGUUCGGUGGCCGGAGCCUUGCCCGUGUUUGCACGAGACGACUGCGGCUCGCUGACAACCGCCCGCUGCUCCUGCGAGGGUUCUGGGGGGUGAUGCAGUUUUGGAGCCGCGGGGUGAGUCAGUUCGGCACCGCUGCCACUCCCCGUGCCGAAAUACCGAUGUGAUGGGAGAGACUGGCACGGCAGAGCUGUGAUCCUGAGGGGGAUGCGCUUGCCCGGGCCAGUGGGUUGUGGAGGCUGAUGCCAACUCUGCUGCUCGCUGGUUUCACCACUGACCAAAGCGCAGGAGGUGGAAAACGUGCCAUUUUCUGGGGCUGGCGUCUGCUGUCGGUUACCGGUACCUGCUGAUGGAGCAGGUGCCCAGGGCUCAGUUCGCAGAGGAGCACGGGGAGCGUUGGGGUCCAGGGCAGAGCUGGGGGUCGUGUCCUGGCAGCAAACUGAGCAGAACAAGUCGAGAACUUGGGGGCUCCCCAUUCGGGUCCUGGAAAAGCGGUGGGAAAUGGUGGGGGCUGGGCUGGGCUGUGGCGGGGCCGUGGGGACAGCCCGGUGUCCCCCCCGCUGCAAACCCGCGGCUGGUCCUGCCCCGCCAGCCGCCGCUUAACGUUCUCAGUCGUGAUAACACUUUGUUGGAUAAGUGCUUUUUAAACCCUACAGAUAGAUAGAGUAUCUGGAGUGGCAUUUUAAAAGAGAAAAUUGAGACAAGAUUCAUUACAGGCACCAGUAAAUGUCAAACAUUUUAUCAACUGUGUAAAGUGCCGUGUUAAGCUGUCUUUUCCCCCCAAAGCUUGAUUAAAACUAUAAAUGCCUUUUUAAUAUUAAUAUUAUUCUCUUCCCCGUGCUGCUUGUUUGGUUAUUUGCGAUGGCAGGAAAGGGCUGGUGGCUGGCGGGGGAUGCGGGCAGGGGAUGCGGGCAGGGAUGCUCGGUCCUGGUGAUGGGGGUGCCUGGUUGGGGCUGCCCAGAGGGUGAACUGCUGCCCCCCCACCCUGUCCUGGGCUGACCCCCCCCACUGUGGAACCCCUGUCCCCAGGCCACCUUUGGGACUCCUGCUCCAAGCCUCUCCCGCACCACCUCUCUGGUACCAGGAGAGCCGUCGGGAGCAGGGCCUUCUCGCUAAGCUGUAUUUAAUUAAAAGCUGGCUCUUUGUUGCGUGUGCUAAUUAGCAGUCUUUGCUUGGAGGCUCAGACUCAAUCAAUAUCUAAAUCCGUGGUCUAAAUCUAGCACAACAAUAAAUAGCUGCGCAGGCAGUUUCAGGAGGAUCCCAGAGCUGCUGUUGUUCUCUGCAGUGUGGGGGCAGCACCGGGGGCUGCGUCUUCCCCCAGGGGCUCCCUGAAUUGGCAGGAGAUGUGCCCAUCAUGUGCACACCAGAACGUGCAGGAAAGCUGCUCUUUCGUGUGCACACCUGGGCGCACCUCGCUCGCGGGGCCCUUGAUUCCCCUAAAACCGCCUGCACGGGUCCCAUGGCCUCACCGCAAACUUGUAAAUGAACUUUGAAUACCUGCUGCUGUGUUGAAUCUGCAGGCUCGUCCUCAGAGAUCAGCGCUGGACUGAAAAUGAUGCGGUUAAGCGGUGGAUCCGUCAGCAGGUGCUUCUGAUCUGCCCAUCAGCUCUCAGGACGCUUGGCCUCCUGUGUAAACACCGUUCAGCAGAGUCACUUAGACAUGUAAAUCGAGACAAAAAGGGAUGCGGAGAGCAGCCCAGUGAGUGUUCGGCGGUUGCUCUGUUGUGAUCAAAUAGGCAUUGAACGGUAGCGGCCAUGACUGGGCGCUCUGCGGGGAUUCGGUCCCGGUGGCUCUGCCUCCAGGUGCUUUAUGAAUGAGGGAGCUGGAACCACAUUGUCACUGGACAGCCGGGGGGUUUGGGGUGCCCUGGUCUCCUGCCCGGUGCUGGUGGCAGCGGGCACGUCCCCAGUUGCACCAAGGGGUGUCCUGGAGAGAGGGACACGGGACAGAAAACACUCUUCAGGGACAGCGUCACCCCUGCGUCGGCACUGGCGCUAACCUGCACGUUAAACUGGAAUAGCAGGGACUCUUAAACCCCAUCCCAAGAGCACCACUGGCGUGGAUUAGAACCAGGUAUUUAACUACCAUAGCAGGAUUUGUAUUUGGUUUCUGGGUCCGGGCUGGGAGCGGGAGGUUCAUGCGAGCACAGAGAAGAUGGAUGGUUGGCAACUCCUGUCCGAGCGGUCCUACAAAUCACCUGUGAGUCACAGUUAUAUAAAGCUUCUUAUAUACUAAACAAUCUUGUUAAUAACAGCAGAAGUGCAGGGUCUGGUGUAAUCCAGCCGGUGUGACUAACUGGCUUUAUAGGCUCCUGGUGCAGAGGCACAGAGAUUCCCCAGAUGGUACAGGAACUGAUUUCCACAGCAGUGAUUCUGCCCUGGAGAAGGAGAAGGGGCGAUGCCGUGGGAAUGGCCUGGCGUCAUCUAUCUAUUUGGUUUUGAUUGGCUUUCCCAGAGUCUCAGUCCAACCAGCCCACGCUGGCACAGCCUGAUCUAACACACACAGUCCCUUUGGUUCCUCCUGGUCCCUCGGCCAGUUUGGGGACAGCGGUUUGGGGACCUGCUCGCUGUCCCUGGUCCUCCCGUUGCCACUAGACCCUCCUGAGCUGCAGUGCCGUAGGUCACCCUCUCCUGCAGCCUUUUGAAAGUGUGAAGAAGGGGACGACUGUGCGAGGUGGCGUUUCCACGCUGGGUACCGCAACACAUGCUCGUCGCAGAGGGACUCGGGCGGCUCGGGUACCGGCAGCAGGUAGCGCGGCGUGUCGCGGCUGCUCCCAGACCUCACCCCAUCUGCCAUUUCUCUUUCCCUCUUUAAAACGCCGCUGGACGCUCCGGGAGGGCCGGCUGCCCUCUGUAAGCGCGGGAGGGGCCUCACAAAGCUUCCUCCCUUCCAAGGCUUAUUUAAUCAAAAACCAGUUUUAUGGGGCACACGCUAAUUAUAACUUUUUAGCCCGGAGGAUCAAAAUGAACUUGUUGCUUGUAAUUCUAUAAUUCAAAUCUACUGCAAUUAGAUUGGAUGCUCAGAAGUUUUCAGAAUAAUUCAUCUAUAUAAAUGUGCUUUACCAAGUUGGUUUUUUUUCUCACUUGAAAUUUUUUGUGUGCUUGUAUGCAAAGGAAACUGCCUGAGGAUGGUUCUUGCAAGAAGUAGGGAUGCUGGUUCUUGAAACUAUGAUGCUGGUGAGCAGUAAUAAUUAUCCCUGUUUUUUAAUAGCGCGGUGUCAGAUAUCCCGAGCGGUGCGGGAGGGGAAACCGCCCCGGGAAGCACGAAGCCGUUUGUCUGGUGCGAGCGGCAGCGGUUUCCCACGGGGUUUGGUGCUUUCCUGGGAGGCGCGUAGGCUGCGGGAUCCAGACCCGAUGGAAGGGGAAGGUGGGAGAGGCCAUUAGUCCCUUGUUAACGACCCGCCAGAACUUUCCCUCUGGCAGCUCCGGCAUCCCGGCAGCGAGGAAGGGGACUUGGGGUUUGUUGGGUUCAGGGGGUGCGGAGCGCUGCCUGGCCCAGGUGGCCUCUGCAUCGCUGGAUUUGGGGUUUGUUGGUCUCAGGGGGCACCUGGCCCAGGCGGCCUCUGCGUCGCUGGAUUUGGGCAGAACAGGGAAACCAGAAGGAAAAAAAUGCACUAGUCCAAGUUUGAAGUGGAAAACAGCAACACUGAGUUUAUUCUGGAGGAGCUUGUGGCAGCUGCUGGGGUGGAGCAGAUGGGAUCUGGCAGAGGAACGUGUGGCCACGUCCACACUGACCCUCCCGGCAGCUCCGGCGCGUCCGCACGUCCGACGGCAGCUGGAAACCCGCGGCAUUGCACAAGGGCAGCGGAGUUUCGGCGGUCUGAAGGUGAGCCGUGACCCACGAUCAUCAGCACGGUGCUCCACAGCUCUAAAAAUAGAGCGUCGCCAACGGAGAAAAGGUAUUUUUAGAAAAGCUGGUUACUGGGGCCGACCUCACGGCGUCACCGCAGCCGCUGCUCGGAGCCCGCCUUUGAUUUCCUUCUGCUCAUAAGUUUUAUCAAGUGCCAAGAAAGAGCUGCUGCGUGCCCAUGCACAGCAGCACCCUGCACGUCCCCACCGCAUGUCCCCGUCCCAUCCAGGGCUGCCAGCAGCAACUAACGAGCUGCUGUUAAUCAGGUGCGGGAGCCCCAGGAGAUGCAAUUACCCCUGACUUCACUCGAGGCAUCGCAGUGACGCCUGGCUGGAACCGUUAGAAAACCCGACCCAGUGGGUUGUGCACAUGGCGUGUAACACACCAAGGGAACGCCCCCGGCAGGUUAUUGACCAGAAUCGCUGCUCGAAGGGACUCUGAAUGUGGGGAAGUGGGUAGAAAUGAUGAGCUCCAGCUAGAAAUCCACUCAGAGCGGGUGCAUGAGGUGUAUUACUCUUCUUGUAAAUGCAAAAAGACAAGUAUCUUCUCUUGCUCCUGGCUGCAGCAGACGGCGCACGGCAGCUCCGCCGCGCCUCCCUGACGAGGACGGAAACCGCCUCGCAUGUCUCUUACAAGUACCCAAAUCAAUGCCAUCCUUCACUGGAAGUGGCACAUCCAACUGCUCCCCAAAAGGUGAACGUUAACACUCUGGUUUAUGCUGUUAGACCCGUGCUCUGGCCUGGGGCCUGCAGAGACGGGGCGAUGGAGGGGGCUCGGUACCCCCGCCCAUCCCGCAGCAUCGCUGUGGGAAACCCCAGCGAUGGUUGUGCCACCACAUCAGGUCGCUGUCUCGGAGCGUUUCAAUGCGAGAAGAGGAGAGAUAAAUCUUCCUGGAUGCAGCCUCAUUAUCUGUGUGGCAUUUAAGCAUAAUUUAUGCCCGACGCCUCGCCACUUCUCUGGUAGGAAAUUGCAUUGCUGGUUCCCCUGCUCGCGGCUUCUCCGGCAACUGUGUCAGAAAUAUUGAAAUAGAUCGAUGUGACUUGAGUUCCCUCUGCAUUUUUAUUGCCGGUUUAUCGAGGCGGGCACGGCACCACAUGAGUUAUGUUGGCAGGAGGAGGACGGCGAAGGCGCGGUGGUCUGGCUGCCCUCACUGGCACUAGAAAGGGGUUUGGGCGUCUCAGCACUCCCCGCUGCCCACACCAGGGAUUCGGCUGAACCCUCUGCGCCUCGGCUUUUCCUUCUGGUUUUUUAAUGGCAUCCUGAUUGGGGAACCAGCAGAAUCUGUGAAAACAAAAGGAAAACAAACAAACAAAUUAAUGAGCAGCGUCAGGGGAAGACAAAAGCGUUUCCUGGCCAGCGGCCUUGGCAGGGGUAGGAAAUGGUUUGGUGCUGCGGAGCUGCCAGCCGGGAAGUCAAGUGCUGGGAGCCGCAGGCUCCGCUCAGCCUUUUGGUGCCGCAGGCUCCGCUCAGCCGGUUUGGUGCCGCAGCCCUCGCGCCGGGGCUUGGAGCUUCAUCCCCAGACCAGCCUGCUUGGGAACUCUGACUCGUGUGUCAGCGAGAGGGACAACGGGCUGUUGUGUGGACCCACAGCACAGCCCCUCUGCUCACGGCCAGCCGGCACACACCGGCAUCCUCGGCUGGCGGGCACCAGCGCCCUCAGCCUGUGCCGUGCUGGCGGAGCAGGGGCAGCGGGGACAGCGGCCUGAGAAGGCGGCAAACACGGCCAGGUGCCCGCCCAAACGUGAGGGCAGCCGGGACAGAGCCAGGCUGGGCAGAGGUGACAGGUCCCCACAACUGUUCGUGCACACUGUUUGUGUGUGGUUUGGGUGGCAGUCCUGGUUUAACCGCCAUCCUCUGCAUGUGUCCCCGUACGGUUUGGGGCAUCAGCGUUCUCACCUUUGUGUUUGAUUUCCUCUGCCCGGUGGAUGUUUUGGGGCUGAAUGCUUUGGCUUGUUCUCGCUUUGGGGUUGUUGGGCUUCUCCUGCCCGCAGGGAACGGGUCCAUCCGGAAGCUGGCGCAUCCUGGCGUGCGGGCAGCCAGGGCGCUCGGCUGCGGCAUGAGUGACUGACUGCACACAGCGAAACGCUGAUCCCGUCGGGAGGCAUCUCGAGCUAAUGAAGACGUUUCCCCUCUAUCUGCGCUAUCUGGACGGCUGGCAGAGCUGCCGAGCAGCGAUCCUCCCGCUCCAGGCGGGCUGAUGGGAUUUGCACCGCUCCCAGUUGCCAUGGAGAAAGUGUUGGAUGGCUUUAAUACAUCUCUCUGAAUUUCUCCCCGGAGUUUUCCCGUGACAAGCUGGACUGGAGCCUGUGUGGGUGAGCACGGUGCCCCUCACAAAAAGGUGGGGGAAUGGGCAUGAGAAAUGGCGGCGACGUGAGCUGAGCCAAACGGACGGCAGAAGAAAAAUCGUCCUCGCGAAGGUGCCGGCGUCAGCCUGGCAGGGGAGGAGGAGAAGGAUGGUGUCGGGAGGAGGAGAACACGAAAGGCUCUGUUGGAAUGGCACCUGCGCAGGAAAUAUGGCCCCAGAAGACAAUGCUGGGGGAUGUCAGAGGGGAUGGGAGAAGCCGGCGAGCCGGAGUGCGGGUUGGAGGACGCAAACACCAACAGGCACCUGUGCUCCUCUGGAGUUUGCUGCCCAGUGCCGGCCGGUGAGAGAUGGGGGUCUGCAGCCCCCCCGUCGUGGAUGUGGGGAGUGGAGUCCAUUCCAGGGGGUGCACUCCGGAGCCAACGGCACCGCGGGAUGGCAUGUGCCAGGUCCCAGCUCUGCCGGCGGAUGCUGUGCCGCGGAACGCCGCGGUCCCCGCUCCCAUGCUGGUGCUGGAAGGAAGAGACAGCCAUUGCAGCACCUCACAGGGCUGCCGCCCGCUUCGUCUGCUGGAACCUCCGCCUCCACCCGGAAAUGUGCCGUUUCCAUUCCAUCUCAAGCUCUUGCCGGUGCCCAGAGCAGCCCAAGACAGGACAGGCGGGCCCUGCGGAGCGCACAGGCUCUCAGGACUGACUCGGCUCCGAGGUGUUCACAGACGCGCCCUGUGACCAGCUCCACGUGCUCAGUCCCGCCGAGCGCACCCCAGUCUGGCUGGGAGAAUCAGCCCCCUGCCGAGCCCCGCGGUGCCGGAGCCUCCGCGGCUCAGUCCCCAGACCCGGGAGGUCUCGGCUGACCGGCGCUGUUGGAUCUACCUCGCUUGUGCCAUCUGAAGAUCUCCAGAUCCGGGCAUCAAAAGCCGGAGCAUUUCUCUGGCGCAGCCAGGCUGCGCUGUAUCGCAAACACCCCGCGUUACUGGAACCGCGUGUCGUAGGUGCAGCACGAGCCCCUCUGUGGGUGAAACGGGGCACUUUUAGGGGCAAGCUCCAGCCCCUCUCAGAGUGUUUUCUGCCGUAGAUUUUAUAGCUCUUGCUAUAAACCUCCGAUGGGAAGGGUUGCGUUCUGCUCUUUGCAUUUGCACUGCCCUGCCCGUAGCUGCCGGACUCUGCGCUAAAUCCAAUAUCGUAAUUCAUGAUAUUCGGGAGGGAGGUGUUGCCCAGGAGAAGGUGGGUUCAGUAUUUACCUCCAGGGAGGACAGUCCCUCAAUAAGCCGCCAGCAGAGCGUCGCUGCUCGUGUCCCUCCAUGCUGCCGCUUUGCAAAACCUUUUGCAGUCACGGAGUUUUCUCUCCUUUGCCUUGUAAAAGCUGGGCAGCGUUGUUUAUAUCCUCACGCCUUGUCUCUGUAUGGAGGCAUUUUUGUAAAGAUCUGAAGGAAAACUGGAAUUGAUCAUAAUGGUUUGCCCCUGGCAUGAAUCACCACGUACAAAAAGGAAACGCUGCUCUCCACGGCUCCUCUUGGAGGCCACGUUAAUGACUUUCCAUGGUGCAGACCCGACAUCUCGAUGGGAGGCAGCCAGGCAUCAGAGAGAAUGAUGGGGAACGUAAUGAAUCAUUUGUCUUCCCUGCAGAAGGAAGAGUGGCAGUGGGAAAACAGGCUCUUAACCCUUCAGCGACCACCGCCGCUCGUGCUCCCGGGGCCCGGACGGGCGGAGAAAAGGGGAAAGGGAGCGCAGGAGAUGGAUGAGAGGACGUCGCCGUGCUGGAGAGGUUUCGUAUGUAAAAUGGCUGCAGGCUCGCUGUCAGAACAACCUGGAUGUCAGCUAUUGCUUAUUUUGCUGCUGACGAUAUAGUGCCACAUAGGAAUUAACUUUCUCAAUAACAGUAAUGAAGUGCAUUUGGCUUUUUGUGCAGCAUCCUUCACCUGAGGUCCUGGGGAUGCUGCGGGCAUCUCGCUGCUGCCGCCUGAUGCAACAGGUUCCACUGCCCAACUUUGGGCUCCACUGCCCAACCUUGGGCUCCACUGCCCAACUUUGGGGCUCAGCGCUGUUUUUUGAACAGCGAGGGAAGCGCGGAGCACGGGACCCACACCCUUAGCCGCGACCACAAACAAAUGAGUAACUAGAGCACGGAGCCCCCCCAGACGCAGAGCCCGGCUCCCCGAAACCCAGACUGUGACGGACCAGCCCUGCUCCAUUUAAUUGGAAAAUUUAAUUCAAUUUUUUAAAAUGGCAUGAAAUCUGUGAGGAUUUUACUCGCUGUCAACCAGACUGACCUGGGGGAGGGGCAGCCUGGGCUGAUCCCGUACAGGCAGACAGGAGGUCCCGUUCGCGCCCUCGGUGCCGGGGAUGCUCCGUGGCUUUGGUGAUGGUGACAGAGCGGGGACGGCGGAGGGACCGGUCAGCGCUGCAACUUCCCGACGUGCCGGAAUAAAUCACCCGCUCUCCUUUAAUCAACUCCGCUCCUUGUUUCCUGUUGAGUGAAUUAAAAAGCUUUCAGCGGCACAUACAAAUUGCGGACCAGCCUCAUGACUGAUAAACGUUCCUUUUGAACUUCAGCACAAUAGGAGAGCCGAUUAAACUUUUAACAUUUUUAAUCAUAUAAUUUAUUUAAAAUGUAUUAGCUGAAAGAAAAUAAAGGGAAGAUUUUUUCUUUAUUAUUUUCUUAAGAGGAGUUGGCGUUCGAGAUGGAUAACGGGGCCCAGCAAGCUCGCCUCUGCCGUCACAUUCAAACCAGUCCUGCAGCUCGGCCUGAAACUGCCGCCCUUCCGUGAAAUCUGGGCCUCAGCUGGGGGGAAUGUCCCCGUUUGGCAGCCAGACGGUGUUGACAGCCAUGGAAAAUCCACACCAAGUGCAGCGGUGGCACCGGCUCGUCUCCCGUCCCGUCAGUUCCGACAGCGUCCCGCACGGCCGGGUCCUGUGCGGCCCCGUUCUCGGGGUGCGGAGCAGGAUGCUGAGCAGCCGCCCCCACAUCCCUCACCGCCCUGUGGUAAUCGAUACCCCUGCCAACUACAAUGCCAAUAGCGUUAAUGCUCGAUAAAUGGCAGGCAUAAAACCGAGCUGUUGUGCUGCUCAAAGAAAUUGAAUUAAAGGUGAGCAGAAGGGAUUCGUCACUUGGCCGCGGCUGCCGGAGCCGCCGGGUCCAGCCCCAUCAAGGACCUUUCGGCUUGUGCUGGUAACGUGGGCGAAGAGCUGCGUCCGACCCCCAAACCCGCACAGCCCCAGCACCCCCUGCCCCGCAUCAGGGCAAAUAAAGGGAUGCUUGUCUUUGCAAACUUUUUAAUUGCAGGCAGCUUUUGUUGCGAUGGACACGUAUUUAUGUCUGAUUAUUUUUCCUAACGCAUCUGUGACACAAUCAGGGUUUCCUCUGCACGCACAGGAAGAUUUUCUUCAUCAGUUAUUAGACUUCAGCCCCCGAAGAGCAAAUUAGGGGACAUGAAUAUGCAAAUCUAAUGCUUCUAAACUGAUAGCACCAGCGCUUCCUCCGGAGGAUCGAAGCUGCGGUGACAUUUGGCUUCCAACUCUUUGCAUUCUGGGGGUGGGGUUUAUACUGUCUUUAAUUUGUUUUUUCGCAUUGGAGAGAGCUAAAAAUAAAACUUGCACCAAA
This is a messenger RNA of Columba livia (rock pigeon), 13524 nucleotides long. RefSeq lists its product as uncharacterized. The record is from RefSeq and is a predicted model, not a curated record. The coding region runs from base 10162 to 10617 and encodes 151 amino acids. The transcript is spliced from 7 exons. Lineage: Eukaryota; Metazoa; Chordata; Aves; Columbiformes; Columbidae.